Molecule: messenger RNA, 4462 nt
Organism: Salvelinus fontinalis (brook trout)
Lineage: Eukaryota; Metazoa; Chordata; Actinopteri; Salmoniformes; Salmonidae
Product: synaptopodin-2
Exons: 1
Coding region: 378-1070 (230 amino acids)
Source: RefSeq, a predicted model, not a curated record
CUCCUCACAUGAUGUAGGACUAAUGCUGUGUUAUUUCCAUUUACUCAAGAGAACACAAACAAAUUAUUUAUAACAUAACAAAUGUGAGAUGGGGGUUCUAAAUAUCUAAAUGCUUUAGUUAGAUUCUUGAAUAAUAAUAAUAAUAAUAUACCACAUAAAAAAAAAUACUUAAAAGAUGACCUAACAUAAGUUUUUUAUUUAAACAUGAUUGUGCCGCAUGAGACUGAAGAGCAUACUGGAGAUUAUAUGUGGGUCUUAAAUGUUCAAAGGAAGCUCUCAAAAUUUGUCAAAGCCAUUUUCAAAGUUAAACUCUGCUAUUUGUUAGUAGUCAGACAAGAAUCUCAAAAUCUGCCUCUGUCUGAAGUAAACAUGUCUGAAUGUCCCUUUUCCAGGAGUUUGGCCGGAGCUACACUCUGUCCCCACCCGUCACCAAAGCACCAUCGCUGGGCCUCCGGUCAUCGUCUGGAUCCCCCUUUCCCUCAUACAAACCCCUGGUACAGGCCUCAUCAGCUCAGGCCCCCGCGGGGAGGCAGACGUCAUGGCUGGACAGGAGUCACAAGCCUCCUUCACCCUGGGAGGCCGCAGCCCACCACCCCAUGGGCCUGGUUGACGAGGCCUUCCCCUUCCAGAACCUCCAGCAGGCCAUCGCCUUCAACGUGCGCUCGGCUGCGCAGCGCAAGCUACUCCCUGAGCCCCCUGCCGAGUGGAAGGCUAGGGUGUCUGACGAUCCUCCCAGGAAGACUGAGGUAUGGAACCCGAACCAAAGAUGGAACAAGAGACAGAGCUGGGGUCAGAGCCAGAGUCAGAGCCAGGGUCAGAACCAGGAUCAGAGUCGGAGUUACAGCAGAGUUAUGCCUCCGUUCCUGUCCCCGACCAAGAGCAUAGCCUCGGCCCCCGCCGGUCCGACUGGCUACAGGUCCCUGCCCAGACAGUGGCAGCCACAGAGGUCCCUGACAGAGACCAACAUCGGGCCCUCUGGGGCUAUUCAUGGGUACGGAAGGCCCCUUGGGGGCCAGCAGCAGCCGAGCUACAGAUCUGUGUACCACACUAACUGGAGCUGGAGACGCUAGAGGCAGACAAACAUGAUGGUUACUUCAUAACAAGACCAAAACGUAACUCCAGAAUAUUCAGAUGAAGCUGGUAAUUGUGGCCAUAUAUAUCACCAUUAAAUAAAACUUGGGACAAUGGGAUAACAUAUUGAUUGAGGAGAGUGAGGGGCUAGUUAUUAAGUUUGUGAUGUGUACAGGAGAGAGUUUAAGAGGGAGGUCUGUUUUAGAUCUGCUUAUUCGGUUUCACUGAGAAUACUGCUAGGAGUAUACAGAUGAUGACAUUACCGCACCAGAAUUUAGUUGAGAGAGACAGACUGUUGCAUUGCAUUCAAGUACGCAUAAAUGCCAGACAGAUUAAGCCAGUAAAUGUUUUGGUAUUGGGGACACUGUCAAUGAUGGUUCUAUUUUAGCAAAUGGGCCACUAUUGAGUUUAACUUUAUCAAGUUUUCAUUGGACAGAAAUCAAUGAGUGAUUGACGGUGCAAUUCCACCCUUCUUUUUGCUUCAGAGGCUUUCAUUUCAUCCAACACUGUGAGGCGAUAGUGGCAUUCAAAGUAAGUGAAAUCAAUGGUAUUUCUUUAGAGGAUUUAAUGGGCAUAAAGUAUGUUGUAAGGCAGAAUGUGUAAUUGCAUGUAUAAAAAUGAACGGAUAGGAGUAAUGAAUGGACAGGUACACUGAACAAAAAUGUAAACGCAACAUGUGAAGUGUUGGUUCUAUGUUUAAUGAGCUGAAAUAAAAGAUCCCAGAAAUGUUCCAUAUGCACAAAAGCUUAUUUCUCUCAAAUUUUAGUGAGCCUUUCUCCUUUGCCAAGAUAAUCCAUCCUCCUGACAGGUAUGGCAUAUCAAGAAGCUGAUUAAACAGCAUGAUUAUUACACAGGUGCACCUUGUGCUGGGGACAAUAAAAGGCCACUCGAAAAUGUGCAGUUUUGUCACACAACACAAUGCCACAGAUGUCUCAAGUUUUGAUGUAGCAUGCAAUUGGCAUGCUGACUGCAGGAAUGUCCAUCAGAGUUGUUGCCAGAUAAUUUGAUGUUAAUGUCUCUACCAUAAGCCACCACCAACAUCGUUUUAGAGAAUUUGUCAGUACGUCCAACCGGCUUCACAACCGCAGACCACGUGUAUGGCGUUGUGUAGGCGAGUGGUUUGCUGAUGUCAACAUUGUGAACAGAGUGCCCCAUGGUGGAGGUGGGGUUAUGUUAUGGGCAGGCAUAAGCUACAGACAACAAACACAAUUGCAUUUUAUCGAUGGCAAUGUAAAUGCACAGAGAUACCGUGCCGAGAUCCUGAGGCCCAUUGCUGUGCCAUUCAUCCGCCGCCAUCACUUCAUGUUUCAGCAUGAUAAUGCAUGGCCUCAUGUCACAAGGAUCGGUACACAAUUCCUAGAUGCUGAAGAUUUGAGUUCUUCCAUGGCCUGCAUACUCACCAGACAUGUCACCCAUUGAGCAUGUUUGGGAUGCUCUGGAUUGAUGUGUUUCAAUUCCUGCAAUUUCCUGCAUCCAGCAAUUUCGCACAGCCAUUGAAGUGGAGUGGUACAAUAUUCCACAGGCCACAAUCAACAGUCUGAUCAACUUGAUGCGAAGGAGAUGUGUCGUGCUGCAUAAGGCAAAUGGUGGUCACACCAGAUACUGAGUGGUUUUCUGAUCCACGCCCCUACCUUUUUUUAAGGUACUGUGUCAGUGGCCAACAGAUUCAUAUUUGUAUUCCCAGUCAUGUGAAAUCCAUAGAUUAGGACCUAAUGAAUUUAUUUAAAUUAACUGAUUCCUUAUAUGAACUGUUACUCAGUAAAAUCUUUGAAAUUGUUGCAUGUUGCGUUUGUAUUUUUGAUAAGUAUAUAUUUGUGUCAAAGACCUUGAAUACUGUGGGAAGUAUAACUGCUAUGUUUGCUGUGCAUCAUACAGAUCACCCACUCUCACCAAUGAACACAACACAAGGUCAGUGUGAAAUGGCGGAGCAGUACAAUAAUGUGUGUCGACAAGCUAAAACCUAGUACGAUAGCAUUAGUUGAUAGGACACUAAAGCUGUGAGAAACACACAGCAUAACACAGGUGCUCUGAUAGUGGUUGGUGGCGUUAGAUACAAAAGGGUCAGGUUUGAUGGUUUUAUGAUGUUGACGUUGUGGAUGUAUAAAGUUUGCAUCCUGAUUUCUGUGGUGUUUGUGUACUCGCAUGUCUUGUCAAACGAAAUGUGUCAAUAUGAUGCUGGGAAAUGCUUAGGGAGUUAAUUAAAGCCAAGUAAACCGUUUUACAUCCAGAGCAAGGAGCUACGAACACAGGGCUGAAUACUGAUCUGGGAUAUUAAUCACAUCUCAAACAUCCAUAUAAAUCAUAAAUAUUUAGGUAAGUCCUUUAGAAGACUUUACAUAAAUAUAUCAAGGCCAAGAUUUCAACACUUACUGCAUAGUGAGAAGAAAAACUGCUGAUGCAUUAUGGGUCUAAACCAGGCUUAAAACUUGUGAAAUUGAUACAUCUAUAACUCAGCAAGUUGGGAAGACAGGUUAUUAAGUAAGCUCUCCACUUAGAGAGAUUAAUUCAUUUUUUUCCCUGGCUGCCUUUUAUGUACUACAUGAACAUGUGGCAGAGAACAAGGGUUAUGUCCCAAAUGGCACCCUAUUCCCUUACUAGUGCACUACCUAUGACCAGGGUAUAUCGGGGGCUCUGGUCAAAAGAGGUGAACGAUAUAGGGAAUGAAGGGGAGAGCAUCAAGCUUCUAAAUUAUCCAACAGGACAUUCUUUCUCCUGCAAGAUAUUUUUCCAAGUGAUUACACUGUGGGCACCUGUAAAAAUAAUCUCCAGGUAUGUAACAGUGUUAACACCAGGUACAUUAGAGAGAAUAGAGUGAGGGAUGGAAAUGAUGUUCUUGGACAUUGAUAUUUGCUGUUGUCCUUGGCUGGUGAGAAAUAGGCUUCAAGCAAAUAGAUAAUGUAGAAUAGAGUAGAAAAUGAAUGAUUGUAUUUGAAUUAUUUGGUCAUGGAUGUGUAUGAAGUUGAAACAUCACAUGCGUUUGUCUGUGUUGCGUAUUUCUUUCAUUCAUGUUCAUAGCAGGCCUUCCAAUUGUAUGUGUGAAUUCUGAAUGUUCAUGUAUCAUCUUUUAUUAUUGCAAGAUUUGAAAUUCUUGUCUCACACAGUGGAAACUAAUAUCUCUCUAUCAUGUGAUUUUAGAUGCCCACUGUAUUUGUGGCAUCAGCAAUGAUAUGUUUGAGUGAUAGUGAUGUUUUCGUGGUUUUUCUUUUUUGUUUAUUUUACACAAACACUUUCUGUCCAAACAAUUAGCCAAUGUCUGUUUGAACUGUAUACUUCCUGAAGUUCAAAGUGUACUUUUCGUUGAUUUUGAUUUCUUCAUUUGAUUUCAGUAGGCUACUAUUCUGAGCUGUAUGAGGCAUUUUGGAAAAUAAAAAAGCAUUGGUCUACUGACUAA